Thyridium curvatum is the source of this 834-nucleotide messenger RNA. RefSeq lists its product as uncharacterized. The transcript is spliced from 2 exons. The record is from RefSeq and is a predicted model, not a curated record. Bases 1 to 834 code for a protein of 277 amino acids. NCBI's taxonomy places the organism in Eukaryota, Fungi, Ascomycota, Sordariomycetes, Thyridiales, Thyridiaceae.
AUGUGGUGGGGCUUGCCUAAUCGUAUCAAAGAUGGCCAUCCUUACUUUCAUGACCUGCGCCAAUUGACCUGGGCCGAGGAACGGCUCCUGUCGGAAUCCCUCGGCGAGUAUGGCAAGCCCAACGAAGCUGAGAAGAUCGACCUCCGUGAUCUUGCCCGGGAUUGGGCUGCGCCUCUUGGCAGUUACAUGGGGACCGACUGGGGCGACUUGUACGCGAGAGCUUUGACCGAGCCCAGGACACUGAGUGAUGCCGAGCGAAGACUCGUGCUGGGAUGGCCAUCCGCCGAGGUCGAGGAGGCGAACGUGCGCCAGGCGACAGCCCAUCUAGAGUCCGGACCGCUCAGCGCGACCGAGCUCAUAGCCAGGACAGCCGACUGGGAUGGCUGGAGAACGCUGGCCCUAGAACUUGCUGGUCUCAUCGCCAAUGAGUUCAAUCUUUGUAGUAACAAGGAAGAGCCUGUCGUUCGACACGUCCCAACGCUUGUUUCGUAUGACAUAGAAAGCACCCGCACGCAACAAGAGAGAUGGGCAUGGAACGCCGCUGCAUGCGUUUGGCAAGACCUUGCUGCGGGAAAACCCAGUAUCUAUCUAGAGGAACGCCACUGGGUCGUUGAGGAUGGUGGAGAAUGGGAGGACUUGAAGCCCGUAGGCCGUGAUAGUCAACAGCGCCUCAAUGAUAUGAAUCGUCUGGCCCUCGAAUAUCCUGGCCUAGGCGACUGGGAGCGAGGACACAUCUUGGAUCAAGAGCCAUUUGGCAUGGUAUUGUAUGUUUCCAAAGAAUUACGACAGGCCUAUACUCGAUUCCUUGAAGACAACCCCUCUUUCUGGGAUUAG